GUUCAGUUUGAAGAGCCUUCAGUAUUUGCUUUUCCUUGCAACUGGUAGUUGGAGAGUACAGAGGACUAGAGCAGAUACAGAAAACUGAGGAACAAUGAAUGUAAGCAGGACCAAGACAUCUAAACGCAUACAGAGACGAUUCAGUGUCUAUCAACAGCAAUCACCAAAAUCAACAGAACAGCAACAGCAGAAAGUAAAACAGGAGAAACUGCAGAAACAGCAGGACCAGCAGGACCAGCAGCACCAGGACCAGCAGCAGCAACUCUCACAAGCACAGGUACAAGAUCAAAAAGAUAAAUAUGAAGAAAAAGAGGUAAAGCAAGACCAAAAGAAAAUAAAACAGGAUCAGGAACAAAAUCUAGACGAGGAACAGAAGCUAAACCCAGCUGAAGAACAGGAGCAAGAGAAAACUGAAGAUCCACAGCUAAAAACAAAGCCAUCCCAGGCAACAAAAAAGGAAUCAAAAGAUACACAAACAAGAAAGGAGCAGAAUUUCUGGUACUGGGUCCCUCACCUCACUGACAAUUCUCCGUGGGAAUGUCUUGUCAAGGGUAAAGGCCAAGAAAUUUUAGAAACAGUUUUCAACAGUACAUCAAGAUCUAAGUAUACAAAAUUUACAUGCCGACACAGACGUACUGAGCAAACUACAGAAACUGCACAGCACAGCACACAUGGCAGCACUUCAACUCAGCCUCGCACCCGAAGUUCAAAUCCAUCUCAUGAAGCCAGACCAACAGGAAUGCAGCACAGGCCUGGUACCUCAGCAGGAUGUAGCAAUAAUGUUCCAGGAACAAGAAAUGUUCCUCAAAGUGGACCGUCUCAUGGGGGAAUGACAGAUCAACAAAUGUUUCUCUCAUUCAUACAGGAAACUCGCAGUAUGGGUUUUGAUCCUAACAUGUUUUCUCUUUUGGGGUUACCUGUUCCUGCACAGAAUCCAGCGGCUCCAGAUGGAUCACAACGUCCACCAAAUGUUAAUUUCGUGCCACCAACACCAUCAUCACUAGAGUCUAGUCUAAAUGAGACACUGAAUAUUAUCCAGGAAAUUAUGGCAGGGACUGUUGCUCUGUGUCGCCAGCAACCAGAGCUAACAUUAGAUCAAAUGAAAAGAAAAAUUAGAGGAUUGUUUCAUCAGAUGAUUACUGAACCUGCCAACAAACCUCAGCAGUAAGUGAAGGAGAUGCUAUGAUGACAAUACUCCAUUUAAGAUACUGUGGGAAAUCUUGAAAACUCAAGUUUUGCUUAGCUGUUUGCAUCAUUCUGAUGUUUUCUUUACACAUUUCUCACAAUAUUAACUCAUAGAACAUUAUCAAAUUAUUUUGUGAAAGUUGUCAACAUAUUGAAACACUGUUUCCUGAAAAGUGUGGACGCUUAAAAGACAAUACUAGCAUUUAUGUCUAAUCAUUCCAAAUAAGGUUGAGAUGUAUGCUAAACAGAGUGAACAUUUCAAUUCAAGUUAAUUGUCUCCAUUUUAGUAUGUUAUUAGUUUUAAUGGAGAUAAUACUUGAUGUGUGUCAAUAUUAAUUAUAUAAUUUCAUGUGAUAUUGCAAUACUAGUUUCAGUAAUAGAAUUUAAAGUUUCUUUUAACAGUCUGUAAUGUAGGAAUUCACUAAUAUUAACACCAAAUGUUUUUCAGUUGAGUACAUUAUUUUGGGUAGCAGUGCUUGUCAAAACACAACUGAUAAAUAUUUGAAAUUCAAUUGAUUUUAAUAGAAUUCAAAAAUUUCAUCUUCCAAAUUGCACUCUGAACGAUGAAAUUAAUUUUAAUCAAAGAGUGAUAUAAUACUCUGCUGAAUAACCAUAUGUCACAUUGUUUUGUUGGAAUGAAAAUGACACUAAUUGAAUGUAGGAUGGAGAGGAGAGGUGACAGGGAGUCACUGAUUUUUUGAGUUGACAGCUCCUUUACUAAAAGCAAAAUGUGGGCUGGCAGAAGAUUAGAGUGUAAGUAAAAGAGUCAAACACAAAGGAGGCUUGACUAUCAAAUUCAGUGUGGAUCUUCAUACAAGUUAUUAAAAGUGCUUCAUAUUUUCAUCUGUCCUACAUGCAUCUGAUUUUAUAUUUGUUAUAAUGCUUGUCAUAUCUCUCUAAGCAUAUAUUUCUGAGCUUGCUAGAACUACUCAAAACUGGGCACCUCUAUUCACUUUAGUGAUCUACUGAGAAACCAAAGACUUCCUUUUUUCAUAAGAUCCAUUUUUACCAACAAUUACUUCACAUCAUGUGGCCAGACAGACAAAUCACAGCUGCAGUAAUGGGAAUUGCCAGCUGACAAAUCAUUAAUACUGAAAUGAUUUCAGCUGAUGGUCUAAAUUCAGAUUCAGAGGCAAAAUCUUUGUUGUUCUAACUGCUCUUGCUGACCCUCAAUAUCUUAACUUACUGUGUACGCUGCACUAAUUCUCCAUUAUAAACUCUUCAAUGAAGUAUGAGGACUAGAACAAAGUUUCUUGAGUUCGUCAUCACUCACUUGAGCAUCUGCUAUAUUCUUGUAAUCAGCUGCUGCUACUACUUCCUCCAUUCUGGACAUGUUGUCAGCAACAGUAUUUUAUAUUCCAGAAAUGUGUCUGAUAUCUGUCAUAAAUUGUGAUAUGAACUGUGGGUGGUGCAUUUGCGUAGGGGUUGCCUCUCUUUUCAUUGUUUAAAUGCUUGUGUGGAAGGAGCAUGGUUAAUAUGCACUGCAAAUGAACAUCCUUCAAGCAGGUAUAUUGAAUACUUUAUUGCCAUGUACUUGCUGAGAAGUUCCUGAUCAUAUGUUGAACAUUUCUUUUACGAUGGCAAGAAAUUUUUGGAGAAGAAACCAACUGGUUUCUAUGUUCCUUCUUCAUUCUGGUGCAACACUGUUGUUUAUAUUAAUGAAUGUUAAAAGGGCUGUGUUUGCAAUGUCCAUUUUGCACUUCCUAAACUGCUUUAUUGCUUUCUCUCCAGUAUGUGCUUUCUUUCCUACAAUUCUUUAUGUAAUACUUACGAAGCUUGAUGUUUUGUGGUAUGUUCCAAAUGCCAUCAGUAAAAAUCCAGUAUGCCAGUGAAAUGACAGAAUUCUGAUACAAUUCCUAGAUGUUUCAAAUUAAUUAUCACUUGUACUCAUUUUGGGUUUGGUUUGUACCUUCUGGAGUUAUCACAUGACCUAAAAUGAUAAUUUCUUAAACACCAAAAACAGUUUUUACAUCAUUAAUCCUUACACCAAACUUGUUCAGUCACUGAAACAUGACAGUUGAGAGCCAGACGUUAUCAGUAUGUCAUCUAAAUAUGCAAAACAUAAAUCUAAAUAUCUCAGAACUUCAUUAACAAAUCUCUGAAAGGUACUGAGCGCAUUCCUGAGGCCAAGCAGCAUGAAAUUUAAUUCAUCAAGUCCAAACGGUGUGAUCACAACACACCAUUCCUUCUCAUUUUCAGCUGCUGGGAUUUGUUAAUAUGCAUUGAGGGGACUGGGAGAUUGACUUGCCCACAAGGAUGGAAUUUGCAUAAUUUAUAUGAGGAACAGGACAGCAGAUGUUGGUAGCCUCCACAAACACAUGCUUUUUUGCCAUGUACAGAGGGAUAGGCCACCGGGAUUUAGAGGUGGCAAAUUAUAUUAGGAUUGUUUGGAAACUGAAAUCCUUAUUUAUCCAGUUUAGUUUUAUGUAAAUCUAACCUGUGGGGUUUUGAGUACGAUGGAGGGCCACUGCAGGUUGCGAUGUAAUAUUUUAUUUCUCCUGGCAUAAGGGUGGAUUUUGUCAGUUCAGGUAACUUUUUAAGUAGUUCAGAAUAUUUACAACUAGUAUGAAGCGAACUAACAGAAUCAUACAAAUCAACUGCACACUGGAGUGGAGCCACAUCUGUUACUGUCAACUAAUAAUUUUCUUUUCAGACCUAUUAAUAAACUAAACCAACAAAGAAAGCCUGCACCUAUUAUGCCUUUGUUGUGUUGACUACACUGAAAGACCACUAAAAACUUCAUUUUAAAUUCAGGAGUCAAUAACUUUGAUCCAUAAGUUUUAAUCUCAGAUCCAUUUGCAGCAUAAAGUUUGUAACCUAUCUAUUUAACCUUAUCCUUGGGACACACUGGUUUAAUUGAAACAUCAGAGCCAUAGUUGACCAGAAAACAUAGCCCUGAAGUUUUAUCUCUAACAAUCAAUUGAUAUUAGCAAUCUGGUAUAACUGUUGUGGCAGAACACUCAGCCGUUACUGUGUCCGCCAAUUGGUGUUUCCCUCACUUUUCCAUUUGCAAGGUUGGACACAUUUCUCAGGUCUACAGUUGGAGCUGUAAUGAAAAUGAAAAUAGUACUACUUUCUGGAACUAUUUCAUCUUGGCUUGCUGCAGCCUAUGCUACAAGAACAUCAUUCCAAUCAAUACUGUUGCUCCCUACAUCUAGAUUUUUUUACUUCAUUUUCAAACUCUUCCACCCUUAACACAAGACCUUUCACUGACAAAAGACUCACAUGCCAUAGGAAACUGACGGAAGUUCAUGGUUGCUUCACAUUUCCAGAACCCGGUGAGUCACUUGUGCUAGUUUGUCCAAAUGUUCUUCAGAAAUUAUUAAAAUAUUUCAGAUGCUAACAGUAGGUUUGUCUAGCCAGACAGACUUUAAAAUUUUAUUUGAAAUGUCCAUUCCUCCACAACCUUUCAUUUUCCAAAGUAAAUGACUGGUCAUCAAUGCUCUUCACCUUCCUUAAAAACCAUUAACAGUCUUUCUUUACCUAACAAACAUAUGUUGCUUUUGUCAUUGUUUACAAGAUUGAACCUAUUUUCAACAAAUCAGGGCUCUAACUAUGCUAAGAAGUAAUUGAAUUUGGUUGCUUCAGUCUGCAUUUCCACAAUUGUUAAUUUUGCAUCAGCCUGACACAACCAUUUAUCUGGCUUGUCAUUUCAGACUGGAGAAAGUUGGUUACUAACUUUAUCCACUUCUACUGUAGUAUCAUUGUUUAGGAUAUUACUGUUCGCUUUAUCUUUUAUAAUAUUUGUUUCUCAUUCAGAUCCUGUCAAAGUCACCAGUCAUUUGGUCUUGUAUAAUUAAACACAAAACAUAGUAUUUGAAAUUCAAAAAUAUUAUUUGGAAACUUUCAUUUGUUACAAGAACAAAUAUCACACAAUCCAGGCACGGCAGUUAAUGUCUAGAUCUCCUCCUACUCUGCAUAUUUCAAAUGUCAUUGUUUUCAAAGAAAUAUAAGAGUCAACACAAAGAACUAUUUAGAGGAUUGCAGGUUAUGAAAAUAAACACAAACCUAUGGCCAUUAUACUGUUCUCAUGUACACAUGAGUAUGGCAUUCUUGUGAAAGGUUCAUUUAACCUGAUCACCAUGAACAUCACCCAUAAUGGAAGUUGAGUGCAGCAUAGCUUCUCAUGCUUUCCAGUUUUCCACUGAUAAGUGAUUAUGGUUCCAAAUCUAUAACUGGAAGGAUGUAACUUGCAAAUAUUUUUUAGCUUUAUAUUUUAUACAAUUAUUCAACUUUAAAGUAUCAAAUAAUAUAGUCAGAUUGGAAUUCUCAAAUUUGAAGUGAUUUUAUCCAAUACAAACUGGCUGUUUGUUUGGUAAAAACAGUCUCAUGAUAACAGACUAUUUAAAAUAUAGAUUACAAUGGAAGAGGAAGUAGAGGUUUAAAUCACCAAAUAUGAAAGUAAUUCUGUCAAGAUAUUGUUCUCCAUUCUGUAGCUGUAUGGAUUUCAUGUAUAAAGUAAAUCAUAAGCACAACUGUACAAAAAAGUGUAUUGUAUGAAUACUAAUUUUGUCAAUAAAACAAUCAGAGCUUAAAUGCAAAAUAAAAACAUGUCAAUACCAAAUAUACCAAUGUAGGAUUUACAAAUCUGAUACUUGUAUGAUCUUCAGCACUUCUUACAAUUAAUGGAAAACAUAACACUGUAUUGAGUUUUGCAAAUACUGAAAUAAAGUGUUUUCUUAAAUA
Schistocerca gregaria is the source of this 5871-nucleotide messenger RNA. RefSeq names its product ras-interacting protein RIP3-like. Bases 95 to 1168 code for a protein of 357 amino acids. The transcript has 7 exons. Lineage: Eukaryota; Metazoa; Arthropoda; Insecta; Orthoptera; Acrididae. The record is from RefSeq and is a predicted model, not a curated record.